AUGUCAGAAAAAAAUAGCAUUUGUUUUGAAACACAAAAUCCACCUGUUAUAUUAGCAGUUAAAGAUCUUCAACUUAAAAAAUCUCAUAAUAAUAGGAAGAAAAAUCCAAUACGAUUACAAAAAUCGAAACCACCCAAAAAUUCAGUGAAAAUCAAACCAACAAUUAUAAAUAUUCAUUAUAAAUGGGCAUUAAUUCUUACUAUUUUCUGUUUUUUUAUUAUCGGGCCGGUUUGGGCACUUUAUAAGACUUCUGAACUACGUCGACUGAUAAAACGACAAGAACUAGACGCCGCUGAACGUUUAUCAGUUAAAAUGUCAACUGUACUUGUCUUAUCAACUAUUAUUGGUGCUGUGGCAUGGGCUGGUCUUCUAUUUUGCUCAGUCGGUCUUUUAUUAACUGGAAUAUUACUCGAGAAACAAUAUAUAUAG
Rotaria socialis is the source of this 429-nucleotide messenger RNA. The record is from the annotation of a GenBank genome assembly. Lineage: Eukaryota; Metazoa; Rotifera; Eurotatoria; Philodinida; Philodinidae.